AUGAAGCUGCGAGUCGCCAUCCGCGAGCAGCUCGCCGCGCUCGUCGUCUUGGCCGUCCUCGUCGCCCUCGCCAUCGUCUCCAUUCCGACAUGGAUUUACGUCCACAACUUCGUCGUCGACGUCGAGUCUAAUGGCCUGUCUCUCACGGCGUCGCUCAAGGCCUCGCGCAUCGCCUCCGAGAUCGAUCUGAUACAGACGCUAUGCCAGACCGUCGCAACCCGAGUUCUGCUCCAGCAGGCCUUUGUCGAUUUCUACAACGGCAACGCCACCAAUCCCUUUGCCAAUGCUCGGGUCGAUCUUCACAGUGCCAUGAGCACCAGUCGCGUCACCAAUUUGCUCCAGGCGCGAUUGUAUUCGAGGAACGUGACGGGCAGCCGCUUCGGCCUCCUCAACGUUACCGGGGCGCAGACUGGCGACAUCGACCUUCCUUACACCACGCCCAACGGCACCAGAGCCAAGCUCAGCGACACCCCAUAUGGCUAUCCGCCGUCGCUCUAUCCCAACAUCACCUACGAAGCGCUCGGCUACCCUAAUCCCUAUGAUCCCUCCACGCCAGCCUUCGGCGCCAACGCCUUUCCUGGCGUUCGGAUCAGCGACAAGGGCGGGCUGCUUCUUGGCCCACUGGUCCUCAACGAAACCUACGCCUUGAUGUCGCUCACUGUGCCCGUCCGGUCUCUGAACACCACCAACUUCAUCCUAGGCUAUAUGACCUUGGUCGCCUCCGCCGAAUCGCUUAUCGAAGUCCAGACGUCCCGUGAGGGCCUCGGGUCGAGCGGCAUAGUCCUCUUCGUCGGUCCAGCCAACCCUUCGAAUCAUUUCAUCAGCCCGCUCUCUCCUACGAAUCGUACCUACUCACCACCCAAGGGCGACUUUGCUCGAUCGCCCGCCCGUUAUGUCCUACCUCCGAUUCACAUGCCCGGAGAGGUUCAGCGGCAUGCCAAUCGAGACUACGUGGACGGCCAAUAUGAUGCCGACUUUAGCCUUUCCAGCUAUCCUGCCGUCUUCGAUGCGUACUACAAAAACAUAUCCGGCCCCAACAAUGCCACUGCUUUCCUAUCCACCACCAACGAACAGGACGUCCGCGUCGCAGUCGGUGUCGCCAGGCCACAGUCCACCCUGGUUGACUGGGCUGUCGUCGUGGAGAAGGCCGAGGCCGAGGCCUAUGUACCAAUCAGCACCCUGCGAAAGAUUCUUCUAGGCUGCGUCUUUGGCACCGCCGGCUUGAUCAUCAUCUUCAUUGUUCCUACGGCCCAUUGGAGUGUCAUGCCUAUUCGCCGGCUCAAGGCUGCGACUGAAAACUCAAUCAACCCGCCCGGCUACGAAGAUGAAUAUGACGAUUUUGACGAGGACCCGAGCUCUGGGGGCACCUCUCAGGGCUCCAGGAAGGGUGUUUUUGCCACGAUCCGGCGAAAACUCAAGAAGAGGAAACGAGCCAUGACGCAAGCCGAGGUUGAUUCUCAUCGACGUGUAUUCAAGAUCCCCGGACGGGUCGAGGACCGCAAGCAUUUCGUCACCGACGAGCUGACAGAGCUCACGCAAACCUUCAACGAGAUGACCGACGAGUUGGUCAAACAGUAUACCUCUCUCGACGAGAAGGUUGCUGAAAGGACGAAAGAGCUCGAAAUCAGCAAAAGAGCGGCAGAGGCAGCCAAUGAGAGCAAGACCCUUUUCAUCGCCAACAUAUCUCACGAACUCAAAACGCCGCUCAACGGCAUCAUGGGCAUGUGCGCGGUUUGCAUGGAAGAAGAUGACAUACUCCGCAUCAAGCAGUCUCUCAAGACUUUGUAUAGAUCUGGCGACCUGUUACUGCACCUUCUCGAAGAUCUCCUUAGCUUUUCCAAAAACCAGAUUGGGCAACACGUCAGUCUCGAAGAGCGCGAAUUCCGCCUAGGCGAGAUUAGGUCGCAGAUGUUAUCUAUUUUCGAUAAACAAGUCCGCGAGAGCAAGGUUGCCUUCACAGCGUCCUUUCUCGGCUCCGAGUCGGCUGAGUCUAGCACAAGCCCCGACCGGGCCGACGUGGAUCAGAGGCUUCCUGCUCUGGGGCCCUUGGGCAUGGGCCGGCUGAAAGACGCUUACCUCUGGGGCGACCAGCACAGAAUCCUGCAGGUCAUCAUCAACUUGGUCAGCAACAGCUUAAAAUUCACACCUGCAGGAGGCAAAGUUGAGCUGCGGAUGCGAUGUCUUGGUGAAGUGCCGCAAGGGAGCGGAGAAGACAGCCGCAAAUCGUCCUUCUCAAAGACGGGAUCUGGACGAGUGGGACGCAGCCGGCACCGUGGUGGUGGCGGCUCCGGAUCGACACAUUCGGCAAGCUCCAGGGCGACGACAGCACCCGCUUCGCCGCUCAAAGGGGGAACAGCAUUGUCCAUCAACCCCAUGGACCCGGCGGCCACGCCGCAUGUCUAUAUCAGAGAGCGCUCGCCGACCCCUCCGCCACCAAACGCAAAGCCAUUCAUGUUUGAGUUUGAAGUCGAGGACACGGGCCGAGGCAUUCCCGAGCACAUGCUUGAGAAGGUGUUUGAGCCGUUUGUACAGGGAGACCUGGGUCUCAGUAAGAAGUUCGGUGGCACGGGUCUGGGCCUGAGCAUCUGCGCUCAGCUGGCAAAGCUGAUGGGCGGAUCCAUCACGGUCAAGAGCACGAUUGGUGUCGGCUCGACAUUUACCAUGCAAAUCCCGCUCAAGUACGUCAAGGACCGCGUGCCGAGCACAGCGUCGAGCAGUACCAAGUCGCGACCACCAAGCGUCGGGUCAAACACUGCCGCGGCUGGCGACACACAUCGCAAUUCGCUUGGUAGCGUCACCAGCACCUCCGAACAGAAAGCCACAACCACGAACGGCAAGUCAAGUGUCCUCGAAGACAAGCAGCCUCGACUCAUCGGGCUGAGCGCUCCUUUUUUCGCAUCCAACCCAAACCCCAAGACGCCUAGCACACAAGACCAGCAUGCCGCCAUCGACAAGGCCAUGGCAAAUAAGGCAGGCCAAGGCAAGCUGCGCGUGCUGGUGGCCGAUGACAACUCUACCAACAUCGAGGUGGUGAGUAGGAUGCUGAAGCUCGAGGACGUUUACGACGUCACCAUCGCAAAGGAUGGACAAGAGGCAUAUGAGCUGGUCAAGGCCAACAUGGAGAAGAACCAGCACUUUGACGUCAUCUUCAUGGACAUCCAAAUGCCGAAUCUCGACGGUCUGCAAUCGACACGUCUAAUUCGCAAGAUGGGCUACCUGGCACCCAUUGUCGCGUUGACGGCGUUCUCCGAAGAGAGCAACGUAAAAGAGUGCAUGGAAUCGGGUAUGGACGAGUUCCUUGCCAAGCCGAUUCGCAGACCGGCACUCAAGAAGGUCCUGACCAAGUUUGCCACGAUACCCGAAGAGCCGGAGACUGCCGGUCCAGCGAAGAAGAUCGAGCCGGAGGUGAAGGUUUCUCCUAUAAAUGGGAGCACUGGUCCAGAUAGCGACUCAUGA
Messenger RNA from Purpureocillium lilacinum, 3456 nucleotides. Its product is annotated as histidine kinase. Gene Ontology annotation, molecular function: histidine phosphotransfer kinase activity; phosphorelay sensor kinase activity. Gene Ontology annotation, biological process: phosphorelay signal transduction system; protein autophosphorylation. The record is from RefSeq and is a predicted model, not a curated record. Gene Ontology annotation, cellular component: plasma membrane. Lineage: Eukaryota; Fungi; Ascomycota; Sordariomycetes; Hypocreales; Ophiocordycipitaceae.